AUGGCCAUUGUGGACGGCUUCGUCGUGCACAAGAUAAAAAUGCAGAAAGAUGGAAAACCAGUACCAAGCCAUGCAGAGUACAUGCGUCGCUUGCAUGUCGAGCUGUUAGCACUCGCCGCGGCAAGUUUGACCAGUAAUAAGCAGGCAGAAGACUUCGCCUCCGUCCCACUGCCUCCACCUGAAUACCACUUACAAGAACAAGAAAGAAAAUACAAGGACAAGCGACGUCAGCACCUAUGCAAGGAAUCAGCCGAAUCAGACCGGAUCUGA
Molecule: messenger RNA, 270 nt
Organism: Phytophthora nicotianae INRA-310
Lineage: Eukaryota; Oomycota; Peronosporomycetes; Peronosporales; Peronosporaceae
Exons: 2
Coding region: 1-270 (89 amino acids)
Source: RefSeq, a predicted model, not a curated record